This is a messenger RNA of Siniperca chuatsi (mandarin fish), 1704 nucleotides long. RefSeq names its product B2 bradykinin receptor-like. Bases 115 to 1170 code for a protein of 351 amino acids. The record is from RefSeq and is a predicted model, not a curated record. Gene Ontology annotation, molecular function: bradykinin receptor activity. Gene Ontology annotation, biological process: neutrophil chemotaxis; smooth muscle contraction; G protein-coupled receptor signaling pathway. Lineage: Eukaryota; Metazoa; Chordata; Actinopteri; Centrarchiformes; Sinipercidae. Gene Ontology annotation, cellular component: membrane. The transcript has 2 exons.
UUACAGAUUCCUUUAAAAGAGUGAGUCAGAGACAGACUGAGUAGAGUAAGGGAGGGUACUGGAGCAGUGUAGCUGGAAAUCUGAAAAUUUCACAUCUGGAUUUACUCAGGAGGAAUGACUCUUCAACCUACAAGCGCCCCAGACUUCAGCACCACAGCUUUAUAUGGAGACCAAAACAACACCAAUGGCACUCAUUGUCCUGAUCCAGAUGCUUGGGAGUGGCUCAACUCGAGGCAGCCAGUGUAUAUCCUGCUCAUCACGGUUCUGGGAAUCGUGUUUAAUGUGUUUGUCCUGAUGGUUUUCUGCCUUCAUAAGAAGGCGUGCACUGUGGCUGAGAUCUACUUGAGCAAUCUGGCUGCUGCUGAUGUUGUCCUGGUGUCCUGUUUGCCUUUCUGGGCUGUCAACAUAUCCAACGGUUUCAACUGGCCUUUUGGUCUGUUCCUUUGCAAAGUCGUCAGCCUGGGCAUUAAGAUGAACGCCUACUGCAGCAUCUACUUCCUCGUUCUGGUCAGCAUAGAUCGCUAUGUGGCACUGGUGCAUACAAUGUCCCAUGGCAGAAUGCGUAGGCCAAAAUAUGCCAAACUGGGCUGUGUGCUGAUGUGGGGGUUGGGCUUGCUCCUGAGUGUUCCCACACUCAUCUUCAGGGAGGUGAAACAUUUCCCUGAGUUUGGUGUACAUGCAUGCUUUCUGGACUAUCCAAACCACACUGUAGAGCUGCUCUGUGAUGGGAUGUUGAUCGUUUUUAGCUUCAUCAUCCCUGUUUCAAUUAUCUCAUUCUGCACUGUCAAGAUUAUUCAGGCUUUGAAGAUCCAAGCAAUAGAGAGGUUCAAUGCUGAGAAAACUGAGCAGAGGGCCACAACUUUGGUGCUGGUGGUUCUCCUGGCGUUCCUGAUCUGCUGGGUGCCAUUCCAUGUGGUCACCACACUGGACGUGCUCUUACGAGCUGACGUCCUGGGAGGGUGUCACCUCAUCACUGUCCUAGAAAUCUGUAACCAGAUCUUCACCUACUUAGCCUUCUUCAACAGUGUUCUCAACCCCAUCCUCUACGUCAUCGUAGGAAAGAACUUCCGGAAAAAAGUUCGGGAAGUCUUCAAGCAGUGGAGCAUUAAGAGAACAGCAAACUCUGAGUCCACACGUUCACUGUCUUCUACGAUAAAGAGUUUGGUAUAAAAUAUUGCUUUCAAAAGCACUGUUCAAAAAUAGACUUUGCAGAAAGAUAACUGUGGUGGAUGGUCAUUUGAUAGUCUUGCGCCAAUGUAAAUGAUUCAAAUGAUGAGCUAAAUUGAUCAUUUGUUGUGGAUGCAAUUGUGUAGUAAUGGGACCAUAUCACUUUUAGGAAAUGUAAUUAUACAGUAUGUGCAGUGACAUAGAAGGCUUGAAUGAAUGUUCCCUCCUGGAGAAGGUGUUACAGAUCGCUAACAAAAGUGGUAUUGUGUCUCAGCCAGUAUUGUGUCUCAUUAUAUGUCACUUAUGAUAAGCUGGAAAACCUGACCAAACACAAUUGCUUUUCUCACUUUUAUAACACCUUACACCACAAGCAGUAAAAAAUCAGCCUGGUUGCUGUAAAAUAAUUUAUGUAAAUGCAGUUUUCAUAUUCGUCUUGUAUUGCUGAUAACUCAGAUUGUAAAUAGUUCCAGUAUUUGUUUUUCUCUGUACAUAACCGUCAAAUAAAACAUACAUAUGGUUUUGUGGAUGUCUCAACAA